This is a messenger RNA of Trichomycterus rosablanca, 1964 nucleotides long. It is a transcript of the gene parp12b, whose product is annotated as poly (ADP-ribose) polymerase family, member 12b. The coding region runs from base 133 to 1518 and encodes 461 amino acids. The record is from RefSeq and is a predicted model, not a curated record. The transcript is spliced from 8 exons. Gene Ontology annotation, molecular function: NAD+-protein mono-ADP-ribosyltransferase activity; metal ion binding; NAD+ poly-ADP-ribosyltransferase activity. Lineage: Eukaryota; Metazoa; Chordata; Actinopteri; Siluriformes; Trichomycteridae. Gene Ontology annotation, cellular component: nucleus.
GAUGACGGCGCUGCUGGCGGCCAUGUUUCCAUGUAUUCACCGUCUUCUCUUUCACAGCCAUAGGUUUCUUUUUAGUUUUGGGUGAAACGAAAGUCAGUCAGUCGUGAUUUCCGGUUGUGAGUUGAGGAGAAGAUGUGCAGUAACGCUGAGGUUAUCCAUUAUGCGACGCGUGUGUUGUGUGAGAAUAAAGGCUCUAUGGAGUUAUGGGGGCUGCACAUGAAGGUGCAGGAGAGCUGUAGGAUCAGCGAUGAACAGUUCUGGUUCAUCCUGAAGGAAUGUCCUCGAUUCGCUUUAGUCACAAGGCAGCCCAGUGCAGGACGAGCAGAGGACGACUACAUAGUGGUGGCUAAAACAUCUCUGCGCUUGUGUAAGAACUACGCUGAACAGGAAUGUUCUCGCUGUCAGGACCUGCAUCUGUGUAAAUUCUUCGUGUAUGGAAACUGCCGCUAUGGGAAGAGAAGGAAUCAGUGCAGAUUAUCUCAUGAUAUUCAUUCAAAGCAUAACGAAAAGCUGCUCCGGGAGUGCACUCUUCAUUUGCUUCAGGAGGAUGAACUCUUCCUCCUUCUGCUACAGAACGACCCCUUACUUCUGCCUAAGGUGUGCUCGUACUACAAUAAGGGUGCAGGGGUUUAUGGGUCCUGCACCUUUGAGGGCAGCUGCAUCAAACUGCACCUGUGUCAGCACUUUGUGCAGGACGACUGCAUCUUCGGCAGCAAGUGUAAGCGGUUACACUUCAUAGAUGAGUGCAAUCGCAGAAAGCUGGAGGAGCGGGGUCUAAGUGGUGACCUUAUCCAGGACCUGCCCUACAUCUACCAAAAUAUCUACCGUAUCAAGUCCAGCAGAGAAGACAUGGAAAGAGAAAGGAUCUCCGAGCCUGUAAACCAAGCCUACACACAGGAAGAGGAGAACAAUGAGAUCUGUGUUCACUUCAUCAGGAGGACCUGCAAGUUUUCAGGGCAGUGCAAACUGAUUCAUUUUAAUCUGCCGUAUAAAUGGGAGGUGAAUGAGGGCAACGGCUGGAGGGUGCUGCAAGGUAUGGAGAACAUUGAAAGAGCCUACUGUGACCCCAAGAACUCACAUGGUCCUGGCUCGCGAGCAGUAGACUUUGAGACGAUGACUCGGCAAGGGCAUCCAGUGCGUCGUCUCUCCACAGCCUCAUCUGUCACCAAGCCUCUUUACGGUCACUAUAACUUGACAACACACUGGCUUUGGUACUACAAAGGAGAUCAUGCUAACUGGAUAGAGUACGGCCUGCCGGAUGAUAAGCAUCGUGUGACGUCUGUGAAUUCCUGUGACGUUGAAAAUGCUUAUCUGUUGGGCAGCACAUCAGAGGUGAUGGUCAGCAAGGGCAACCGACAGUACUAUGUCAGUUUUGGAGAUAUGUAUCAGCGAAAUCCCAAACACAACACUAAGAGAAAAGUACGCAGACGACCACAGUUCGUUUCAGUCCAGGAGGUGGAAAGCAAAAUAGAAGCAGUGAAAAUGUACACACACACAAACACAAUUACACACGGAUGAGCUUUGUACAAAGCAGAAGAUUUAAAUAUUGCACUGACAGUGAAUGGUGUGUCCUUGUACACUUACCAAGCACACUUAUCAUUCAUUUAUUUUCAUAAUUUACACCUACCAAACAGACAAACUUUGUGGGGUUUAGAAGGGGUGUCCAAACUUUUCUUGUUGGGGGCCAGAUGGAGUAAAAAUGUGCACACAAAACACAAGCCACAGAAUCUUUUGUAAGCCAAUAAAAAUAUAAUAGAUCUACUUGAUUACUAACAAUUACACUUCCUUUUCAUUUUAGUGACUAAUUAUCUAUCUUUGAUAGUGUUGUGUAAACUAAGAUUUUGCCAAUUUCACUCACCAGUUUAUAAUCCUAAUGGGAAGAUUAUUAUAUUUCUUUACAUUAAACGUACACACUUCUCUGAACUCGGUGAGAGAAUAUUUGUUUUCCCAGCACUAAAAAUCGU